Musa acuminata AAA Group (dessert banana) is the source of this 2273-nucleotide messenger RNA. Its product is annotated as cationic amino acid transporter 7, chloroplastic-like. Gene Ontology annotation, molecular function: amino acid transmembrane transporter activity. NCBI's taxonomy places the organism in Eukaryota, Viridiplantae, Streptophyta, Magnoliopsida, Zingiberales, Musaceae. The record is from RefSeq and is a predicted model, not a curated record. The transcript has 5 exons. Gene Ontology annotation, biological process: amino acid transport; transmembrane transport. Bases 101 to 1861 code for a protein of 586 amino acids. Gene Ontology annotation, cellular component: plasma membrane.
UGUCUAUAUAAAUAAAUGCACCCGCGCGCCCCCCUCUCUCCUCACCCGCUCACGCAAAACACAAGAGUGAGAAGGAGCAGAGAGGGAGGGAACAAAGAGGAUGGAGAAGCUGCAGGAGCCGAUCGCCACCUCUUCCUCUUCCUCUCCCUCGCCGCACUCGUCGUCGUUCGCGAGUCUCGGAGCGUACGGUCGGGCGCUGGCGGAAACGCACCGGAGGCUCGGGCGGCGGGCCGCGUCGGUGACGACGACGUACGAGGAGAUGAGCCGGGUCCGGGCCCGAUCGGGGGCCGAUAUGGCGCGGUCCCUGCGGUGGCCGGACCUCGUCGGGUUUGGGCUCGGUGGUAUGGUCGGCGCCGGCGUCUUCGUUGCCACCGGCCGCGCCGCCCGUCUCUAUGCCGGCCCCGCCAUCGUGCUCUCCUACGCCAUUGCGGGCCUCUGCGCCCUGCUCUCCGCCUUCUGCUACACCGAGUUCGCGGUCGACAUGCCCGUCGCCGGCGGGGCUUUCAGCUACCUUAGGGUCACCUUCGGGGAAUUUGCGGCCUUUUUGACGGGGGCGAAUCUGAUAAUGGAGUACGUGUUCUCCAACGCGGCCGUGGCGCGGAGCUUCACGGCCUACCUCGGCACGGCCAUCGGGGUGGACACCGCCGCCAAAUGGAGGAUCACCAUCAUCGGCCUCCCUAAGGGCUUCAAUCAGAUCGAUCUCCUCGCCGUGGCCGUCAUCGUGCUCAUUUCUAUGUGCAUAUGUUACAGCACCAAGGAGAGCUCGGUCCUGAACAUGGUGCUGACGGCGAUCCACAUCGCGUUCAUCCUGUUCAUCAUCGUGAUGGGGUUCUGGCGGGGGGACGUGCGGAACCUCACGCACCCGGCGAACCCCGCGGAGAGCCGGGGCGGGUUCCUGCCUUACGGGGUGGCCGGCGUCUUCAACGGGGCGGCCAUGGUGUACCUGAGCUACAUCGGUUACGACGCCGUCUCCACCAUGGCGGAGGAAGUGCGAAAGCCCGCCCGUGACAUCCCCAUCGGCGUCUCCGGCUCCGUCGCUCUCGUUGCCCUCCUCUACUGCCUCAUGGCCGUCUCCAUGUCCAUGCUCGUCCCCUAUGACGCCACCGAAGAGGAAACAAUAACAAAGUGGACAUGUAAUUCUUCAUCAGAUCGACAAGGAGUCACCGUUCUCGGCUGCGUUCAGGGGAUCGGACGGCUGGGGAUGGGUGUCGAACGUGAUCGGGGCGGGGGCGAGCUUCGGGAUCCUCACGUCGCUCCUCGUCUCCAUGCUGGGCCAGGCGCGCUACCUCUGCGUCAUCGGACGGUCCAGCGUCGUUCCUGCCUGGCUUGCCCAGGUCCACCCCAAGACGUCCACUCCCGUCAACGCCUCCGCCUUCCUCGGAGCCUUUACGGCGGUGAUCGCCCUCCUCACCGACCUCGACGUCCUCCUCAAUCUCGUGUCCAUAGGCACGCUUUUCGUUUUCUACAUGGUGAGCAACGCGGUGGUGUACCGGCGCUACGUGACGGUGGCCUCGACCAACCCCUGGCCGACCAUAUCCUUCCUGCUCGCCUUCUCCUUCGUCUCGCUCACCAUCACUCUGAUUUGGCGAUUCGCUCCUGCUGGGUUGGCCAAGGCGGUGCUGCUCGGCGGCUGCACCGUGGUGGCCGUCGCCGUGCUCCAGGUAUUCAACUCCCUGGUGCCACGGGCUCGGAAGCCGGAGCACUGGGGCGUGCCACUGAUGCCGUGGGUACCCGCCGUCUCCGUGUUCCUCAACGUGUUCUUGUUGGGCUCGCUCGACGGGCCGUCGUACGUGCGGUUCGGGUUCUUUUCGGUGUUCGCCGUACUCGUCUAUGUCUUCUACAGCGUGCACGCCAGCUUUGACGCAGAACAAAAUGGUCACCUAACAAAAGCGGCAGAGGGGCUGAGCCACCCCGUGGGAAGAGAACACGGUGGUGCUUCCGGGGUAUAAUUUUGGGUGCCGGGAAGUACCAUUUUUCUUAAUUGUAAUUUGGAUUAUAUGGGCUCCCAAUGAACGGAAAGAGACACACUCGCAGUAAAAAAAAAGAGUCUAAAAGAAAAAGGAAAACAAAAAACCAUAUACCUGAAAGCUGUAUCGUAGUGGCAUCUAAGUUGAUGAUUUCUGUACUGUUCCUUCUGAGAGAGAGUCUGUCCCAUUUUGAUUCUUUGUUGUUUCUCGAGUUACAUCGUCUGUCAAAUGUGUGGCAAUUCCACUUACAAUUUUACCCUAUCCUCUAUUGUAUACCUGUGCAGAAAUAAUAGUUGUUUUUAUUCA